This is a messenger RNA of Blepharisma stoltei, 3719 nucleotides long. The record is from the annotation of a GenBank genome assembly. Lineage: Eukaryota; Ciliophora; Heterotrichea; Heterotrichida; Blepharismidae.
AUGGCAAAAGUUAGCGACUCUUGUUGUGUCUUAGACGCGACCUUUAUAUCUGAUUGUUGCCAAUUUAAAGCCUGCCCAAAGCAUUAUCUUUCUGAUGAAGCUCAAGGGUAUAAGCUAAAACGAAUAAAUCUCCCAAUCAAUGUCGAAUCCAAAGAGAUCUUAUGCGAUUUUAUGGUCACAUUAAAGAAGGAAUUAAAGUCCCAAAUUGAUAUUUUAAUGAACGAAAACUCAAAAACCGAGGAUUAUGAAAAAUAUAAGGAAAAACUAAGCUUAGUAAGCCAGGCUUUGCAUGAAUGCAGUCGCAUAUACAUGCUUUUGAUUAAAAAACAAUGUGUUGAGAUAAAACUCAUUUUAAGUCCUUUUGAAUAUUUUUUAACUCAGCCAAAGGAAAAAGCCUUACAAUACACAAAGCACCAUUGAGACCGGAAUAAUUUAUUAGAAUUUUGCCGAUCAAUUAAAGCACAUGGGUUUGAUUUUAAUUAUAUGAAAUUUGAAGUUCAAGGACUUAUUCAUGGUGGGGCUUUUAAUUCCACUCCCAAUCAGCCCGAUCGUCUAUCAGAUUUCUAUUAUGAAAGGCUUUUGGGACUUAUUUAUAAUUUUAAAUAUGAAAAGGCAUAUGAGUUAUGUCAAAGUCUCAAAGAUUAUAAUGAAUUUUAUAUCAACUCUUCAUCUCAAACCAUUAAAGAUCUUUUAGAUUUAUUUGGUAAAAUCCUUGAAAAAAUUAUAAAGAAAGAAGGCUAUUCUCAGCUUGAAGAACAAUGAAAACAAUUAGCUGCGAAUGCAUUUCAAACAUUAUCAAUGAAAAAUCCAGCUUAUAAUUCAUCAGAAAAUUUAGGUGAUAAUUCAUUUUCGGUGUAUCUAGCUUUGAAUCAAGCAUUUUUUAAGAUAUCUAUAGAUAGUAAUGUUUCUGAGCAUUACCUUCAAAAUUUAUGUGGUGUAGAAUGGAUUUCUCAAUAUCUCCCUGAAAAUAUUGGAAAUUUAUAUAUCUGACUGAUAGGAACCCUCUAUUAUGGCAAUAAAAACUAUAGCAAAUCAAUAGAAUAUUUUAAUAAAUCGAUUAAAUAUCAUAUAGAGCGCCUACAACAAGCCUGCUUGCAGAAUAAGGUGGAUAUCUGAGAUGAGUCCUUAGCAUCUUUGAUUGAAAACUAUAUUUAUCUGGCAAAAGCACAUAGUGCCCUAAAAAAUAAUAAAGAGAUUAUAGAGAUUCUAAAUCUAGUUGAAUUUCAAUGUUCAGAAACUACAGAUAAAUAUAUAUACCUUGCAGCGGUUGGAGAGAUUUAUUACCUUCUCAAUGAUUUUGAUAAAGCUUAUAAAAAAUUAUGGGAAUGCAUUAAACUAUCUAGCUUCCCCUUGGCUAAUAGAAAAACCAUUUUUUUUAGGAUAUUAACCGCCUUUGUAGAAAGCAAAAAAUUUUUCUUAUAAAAACGUUUAUGUGAAUAAUGCUGAUGAUAGUUAUAAUAAGAUCUCCCAGCUAAUUUUAAAUAAUAGCUUGCAUAAAUGAGCAUUAUAUUAGGCUUUAAUUUUAAAUAUAAUUUAUAUUUUAUAAAAAAAAUUAUCCUUCUUGGCAGAGAAAAGUCUUUAUCUUGCUGGCUAAAGGGAGAUUAACCAAAAAAAGCUCAUUAAAUCCUACUCCUACGAAUUAUGAAAUUUAUGAGUUUCAUUAGCAUACUUUUUUCCCUUGAAUUUCCCUUAUAGAAAAAAGAUAAAUGCUCAACGGACAGUUCCAAGGAUUAAACUAUAAAUAUUCAUGUCUGAAGAGGUGAUUUUGCAAAAUCACACCAAUCUCUUUGUAAUGCUAAAUCUUUGUGCAGCGUUUUAGAUCCAAGCAUGCAAAAUAUUCUUAAAGCAUUAGGGGUUUUCUAUUUAAAUAGGCAGUGAUAUGAUGACGCUCUAAUAUCUUUUGAAAAAAUAACAAAUUGAUGAUCUAAUCAUGAUCUGAUAUUUGCAAAGUUUGCCAUGGGAAUUGUUUAUUUUUGAAAGCUGGAUUAUCAAAAAGCAUGGGAAUUUCUAAAUGAAGCAAAAGAAAUGAUGUCUGGCUAUACUGAAAGUUAUAAAAAUUUAAUGAUAAUUAAAUAAGCUUUUAUAUAUCCUCUUCAGCUGCUACUUUUAAAAGAUGGUAAGUGGCGGAUGGUUUAGAGUAUCUGGCGAGUUUAUCCACACGACGGAUUUUUUCCCUCACCCACAAGCAAUAGACCGAAGGCUGAAAAUUGGCUCAGAUUUCUGGGCGCCUAAAAAAAGUAUGAGGUAGUCCAAAAAUAAAUAUUGGGUGCUUCCUUAGUACUCUUGAGCACUAUAGGAAUUAAGGGAGUCCAAUACGCAGAGCUAGCUUCAACAGUAUAGGUAAGUCCUAAAAGAAUACUUACACUACCAUUUUUUGGUGAUGUCGACAAGAAAAGGGCGUGGUGUGUGAAGGCAGUGCUCCAGCCACCUGAUUCUAAAGCCAGCUUGAAAGGGCUGAAAUAAUUCCUAGCUACCGCUACAACUAAACUUAACUUAAUCUAAUUUAAUCUAAUUUUCAACUGCAGGGGUUAGAGUCAAGCCUAACUUAUUUAGAGCCAUUGAAUUUCUUUAUAAUGUCUAUAUAGGGAAAAUUUUAAAAAAUUCACUUUAACCGUUAAUUUUUGCUAGAAGAGACCAGUUGUGUGGAUACUGUUUUUAAGGCUUAAAUAUACCUAAAAAUAAAAUUGUUUGUUCACAAAGGAGAGUGAAUUUUGUUUUUAACUGCCACGUAGUCUGAGCUAAAAGCAUCAAAUUUCUGUCUCACACCUCUUGCAUCAAUACUACGGCUUUAGAAGAUUCAUAAGCACUUUAUAUUUUUGAUAUUUAUAAAAAUGAGCUAUUUAUUGCAAAUGCGUACCUUGGAGAAUUAUGCUAUCUUCAAGACAAUUUAUUCCAAUUUCUCACUACUGGUAAUUAGCCAAAAAUAUCUUAUAAACAAAUUUACAAAAUUUAGGUUAUUUUUUUACCUAUAGAAUAGAAAUAUCAUGUGAAGCAGUAUAGAAGACUUAGAUAAAUACUUUUCUGAUGCAUUUGAGCUAAUUGAUUACUAUGACAUUUUAAAUAUUGAUAUGUUUCUAAAAUCCCAAAGCUUUGUCUUUAAUAAUUUUUAUAGAAAAUCUGACUAUGGAAAAUGUGAAGUUAUUUUGGUGAAAUUAAAUAAAAUAUUAGAAAAUGACAAUCAUCUGAAAUUUAGAAUGCCUUUAUAUUUUAUUCAAUGAGCAAAGUUAUAUAUAGCUUGAAAUGAAAAGGAAGAAGCAGAAGCAUGCUUGAGUCAAGCUGAAAAAUUAUUGAAUAUAGACAAAAUUUCAUUAUUUUCUAAAAAAUCUAUAAAAAUCAAUGAGCUUGAUUGUAUAAGUGACUAUAUAGAGAUUGCCAAAAUUUAUAUUUAUUUAUUUAAUAUUUCUGAUGAAAGUCUUCAGAAGGCAGAAAAAAUUUUAAAAUACGCUAAAGUGGUUGUUAGCGAAAAGAGACGAAAUGAUCAAUUUUCGAAACUCGAUAUUUAUUACUCGCUUGGUGAUCUAUAUUUUAAAAAGCAAAGAUCUAAGAAGUCAAAACGGUAUUAUAGAAAGUUAUUAGAUUUACAGAAAAAUAUUAACCAUGCUUCAAACGUAGAGAGAUGCUCAAAAUCGCUGCGCCCACCUCUCAGGACCUCAAACGAAGCGAUAUUGAAUUUCUUUUUGCCGGUUUCUCUGGAUCCCAAACGCAGUGAGAGAUCUUAA